UAAACCCUUUCGGCAGGUCAAGGGGAGAGCUAGUGUGUUCGGCCCUUCUGCGACCAACCACGACUUAAGUUUGCCGUUCCACGUGUCGCCAUGGCCGCCGUAACCGCUCCUUCCGUUCGAGCAGCUCCCGCGCUUCCACAGGGAGCUCUGAAAUCUAGCUUCUUCGGCGAAGCUUCGUCGCCGUGCCAGGUGGCCACGGGCUGCUGGGCGAAGCGGUCGCUGCUCGCGGCGGCUUCCACCUCCCCCUCCGCGCGCCUGCACCGCCGCGCGGUCGCCGCCUCCGCCGCCGCCGCCGCCACGCAAUCAGCCGCCGCUGCUGUCGCAGCUCCGGCUGUGCAGAAGCAGCGGAUUCGCAUCAAGCUCAAGUCGUACCAGGUGCCUCAGCUCGAGACGGCGUCCCAGCAGAUCCUCGACGUGGCAAAGGAGACAGGUGCGGGAAUCAUGGGGCCGGUGCGCUUGCCAACGCACAUCCGCAAGUACUGUGUGCUGCGCAGCCCCCACGUGGAUAAGGAUUCCCGGGAGCACUUUGAGAUCCGCACGCACAAGAGGCUGAUUGAUCUGGAGAACCCAACGGCGACGACUAUUGAUGCGCUGAUGCAGCUGGAGCUGCCUUAUGGUGUUGAGGUCGAUGUGAAGCUGUCGUGAAUUCGUGGCAUUUGAUAAGGUUUAUACGAAAGCAGGCCGUAGGAUGUUAGGUGGGCUGAUGUAAGGCAUGUUUGUGCUCGCAAGGUGACAUGUUCAUUCCACUACCAGAAUUUAACCUUCGGUGCUGUGGCUCAGUGAAGUGGCUCUCGGUGAAGUUGCUAGGAGAACACAUCAUGUCGCUAUUAAGAAGUAGAUCGACAAACGUGAGUGUUGUA
Closterium sp. NIES-67 is the source of this 860-nucleotide messenger RNA. NCBI's taxonomy places the organism in Eukaryota, Viridiplantae, Streptophyta, Zygnematophyceae, Desmidiales, Closteriaceae. The record is from the annotation of a GenBank genome assembly.